AUGUCAGUUGAAUUGACACGUGAAUUGACACGUCGUAAACGACGAGAAGUGCCGCUUAUCGAUCUCAGUGAUCAGGAUGAAUUAGAAUCUGUUAUGGAAAAAUCGGAUUCAUAUUUUCUACAAAAAAUUCAGGAUCGUGCUCAUAUGCAAGGAUUUGCAAUUUUAAAGGAUCAGAUGAGAAUUGGAAAAUAUACUCAGACUAACAAGUCUGGAAUUAAAGGUUUAUUUGAGUCAAAUAGCAUUCAUAUAAAUUUUGCGAAUGGGACACCGGAACAGUGUAGAGAUUAUUGUAGUAAGAAAUAUAAUCGCUGUAAGGAUCAUAAUGGUUGUAAAUGCGAUUAUUUUAAUUUAGAGAAGAUGUGUGAUAAGUGUGAUGAGAAUUGUACGAGAACCCUAGCACGUGUAUGUGAUGUAAAUAAAAAUGACACUAAUUCUGGACCUUGGGAGUUUGGAGAUAUAUCGGUCAGAUCUAAUAAUCAAGUAGGUAAUAAUAUUAAUAAAUAUACGAAGAAUAUGAAAUCGUUGGAAAUAGAAUAUAUGAAAGAAGCUAUAAAUAAAAUUAUAAAAGGAGAAAAUGUUGAUAAAACGAUUGUAGAAUAUGCGCCUAUGAUCCUAUCACGCGUUACUAUUAGUAUAGAUAGGAUUAAAAAGGCAGUGGAUAAUAUUGAUAGUAAAUUUAUGGAAAGGUGUUGGAAGCCGUGUAAUAUUUAUAUAUUUGGAACUCCCGGAACGGGAAAGACUUUUUGGAGUAGUAUAGUUUUUCCUAAUGCAUAUAAAAAAUCUAUGGAUGAAGAUUGGAAAUGGGUACAAGUGAAAAAUUCAUCACGUGAAUAUAUUGGAAUGUAUCAAGUUUUUACUUCAAAUUCUGGAUUACGUGAAUUAUAUGAUUAUUGGGAGGAUUUGCCAUUUUACGUAAGAUCAAAUGGGUAUAGAAUUCCAAAUAGAAAAUAUUAUUCAGCUGUUGAAAGAAGAUUCGAUUUUGUUGUUGAAUAUCGUAGAUAUAGAGAUGAUAAUAUACCUGUAUGUAGUGGAGAAUGUGUAUGUUGUAAGGUGCGAAGGAUUUUUCAUAAGGGAUCUAAGGAAAAAUUUCAAAAAUUAGAAUUUGAUGUUGAGUUUAACGAGGGCGUUACUCAGGAAUACGUGUCAAGAAUAGUUAAAAAAUUAAGUAAAAAGGGUAAAUUAUUAAAAAUGGGCAAUAAGAUUAUUUGGAGGGAGAAUUUUGAAAGCAAUAAUAGAUAUGUAAUCACUGACUCGAAUAGUGAUGAUGGGUUAGUUUCGGAUUUUAUUACAUAUCCUGAAAUUAUUAAAAAGCUUAAUGAGAGGGUUGUUGAUUUUGAUGAUAUUGAAAUUAUCGAAGAGAUUGAUAUUUGCGAAUUAGGUGGUGAGUCGAGUGGGUCUAAAAAAAGAGAUUACGAGAAUGAUAAUAAUUUUAACUUAAAGAGACAGAAGAUUUCUGAUGUAAUUAAUACCUAUGAUGAUGAUAUCUUUGAGAAUUUAGAUGAUGUGUAA
Molecule: messenger RNA, 1509 nt
Organism: Acaulospora morrowiae
Lineage: Eukaryota; Fungi; Glomeromycota; Glomeromycetes; Diversisporales; Acaulosporaceae
Source: the annotation of a GenBank genome assembly